This is a messenger RNA of Exophiala xenobiotica, 2557 nucleotides long. RefSeq lists its product as uncharacterized. Gene Ontology annotation, molecular function: GTPase activator activity. Lineage: Eukaryota; Fungi; Ascomycota; Eurotiomycetes; Chaetothyriales; Herpotrichiellaceae. Bases 437 to 1969 code for a protein of 510 amino acids. The transcript has 2 exons. The record is from RefSeq and is a predicted model, not a curated record. Gene Ontology annotation, cellular component: cytosol. Gene Ontology annotation, biological process: positive regulation of TORC1 signaling; positive regulation of GTPase activity.
GACGACGACAAGGUCAGGUCGCCAGAUCCUUUUCACCCCUCUCCCUUCUCAACAAUAAUCUCCUCUCUAUCAUUGUCCACUUUGUCUUUUCUUCAUUCGAGACACGGACCCUUCAAUCGGCGCACUGUUGCAUUUAUUGGUGUCCACUGCGCCGGCUCGUUCCGUUACUAUUCGCAGCGAACAUUUCUCCCUUGAACGCCAGGUCACACGACUUCUCACCUUGCUCGACUUCGUCGCUCCGGUAUAGAACCUGCUGCGCAAUCGCUCUUAGCAAAGUGCACUUUUCCUCAAAGCUGCCAACCGUUCCUGGUCGCGGAACUGGAACGGUCUCCCAUGGCAGGCUUCGGUUUACCCAGCUGCGCCGGCCUCCGAAACAUGUACAACCACCCUCAAAGACAAUAGAACCGAGUCCGAGAAGAGAUCACAAAGAGAAGAAAUGGACUUUACACUCGCACUCACGCAUUUCUGCGAAGCGCAUGGUCCCAAAUCAGUCCUCUGUACACAAGUCCUCCCAUUAGAAUGUGCUUUAUGCCUUCCUCCUUCGCCGCCACUACGACCUUGUUCCUCUGAAUCCUUGACUACCCAAGUCCACGACUCAUCCUUUGACUCUAACCAGAGUGACCAUACAACACCUCUUAUACGCAAGACCGACACCAACUUGACCUUACCCACCGACUUCUCUGGCGCGUCUACCACGGUAGAUUCCGAGACCGAGCCAGAAAGCCCGACGAUUGAGAAGCACCCCCUAUUUCAGCAGAAGCGGGAAAUUGGUUCACAGUGGCCUUAUGGAAGAGCGCAAGGUGAUACUUGCGCCAGUUGCAGCUUCAGCGUCCCCAAGGCUGUAGCAGAGAAGAUACCAGCAGGAGCUCCUGGCAGCAAGAGAUCGGUCGGGAAGGACACAAGCAGUGCACCAGUUUUACGUUCGAGGGAAUUCGUCUGCCUUCGCCAAAGAAGACGCAGCAGCGUCAAUCAUGACUCGAAACCCUCAUCCUACGGCUCGUCUUUUGCCUCUUCACAGUCUCAUACGCAAUCUCUCCCUCACUCAAAUGCCGGCUGCCACGAUCACACCCUGACAUACCUCACUGCAAAAUCUCCCGACGAUCCAGAAGGCUACGCGCAAUUACGAGCGUCCGUCAUUCGAACAUUAUCUUGUGAACUCCUUCCGCGAGGGAUGUCGGACGGACCCUUCUGUUUCGGUGACUCAAAUAUAGGCUACACGAUAUCCUACGUUUUCCGACUAACAGAUCCAAGAGCGCGUGGACGGCGGCGGGCGUAUGCUUUCAUCGCUCUCGCCGGAAAAGAUGCCAGCCGUGCGUUCCAAGCGUGUCCUAUGCUUUGGGAAGCCUUUGCGAGCAUGGCCAAGGGCAUCGAAGCUGCGGCGCAAAGACACCUGGAAGAGCAGCGGCAAAAAGCGGAAGAAGAAGCACAACUCGCCGAGUCCAGAUCUUCGAGAAACUACACCCCAGUGUCGUCCUUCCUGACAGCGCGAACCGUCGACCCUGACGGCCAUCCGCGACGAGGGGGACAUGCAACGCCGAGAAGUCUGGCGGAAAUUGUGGGCGACGAGAACAUCUUCGCCUACCUCCAUCAGUAUUUUGUGGCGAUUUUGCGUUGUCUCGGGGACCGAUUCGGAGGACUUCCCUUAGCUGGAAAGCCUUCGAUAUACCAGUCCGUUAGCGACGAGUUGCCGCGAUUUGCAAAGACUUCAGCUGUCCAAAAUCGUGGGCAGUCAACAUCACUCGGCCAGCUGGAAAGUUUGCGGGACGAGGACACAACACCGACGCCUCAUAUGCCGAUUAUGGGUCAGACUCAAACUUGGCCGAAAUCGCCGAGCGCCCCAAUUGCGGCGUCGAGGGAACGGGAUGACCUGGAAGUUGCAAAGACGCGCGCUAAUCAGGCGUUCAAAAUGAAACCCCAAUGCGCACCGCUGACGGUCAGCGAGACUGCGCAACGACAGGUCGUUGUCUAGAUACCAUACAGCCUGUACUUCUACCAUACACGCUUGGACAUGUACCGUUGGUGGUCCAGGAUGUAGGGUUCAAGAAGCCCCAACCAAACACUAAUGAUGGAACGGCCUCAACACCAUAUAAGAUACACGAGAUACGGGGAGUGGAUGUCCCUGGGCAUGGCGGAAUUUUGCUAUACGAAUUGACACUUGAGCAAAUGAUACCGCGAUACAUCGAAGCGACUCGAGAAUUACGUUAGUAUCUAGAAGGCGAUUGUACCGAGUGGGUGGAUAUCCUGCUUUAUAUAGCAGCGAUCGAUAGCGUGGUGCGUGCUUGAAUAUAUUGAGUUGAAGUAACAACAUAAUGCCGAAGUUCGACUUCUCUAUUUCAACAAUGAGGUGCGGCCUGUUUGACGCAGCAGGAGUCUCUCAAGCAAUUAAGGCUUGCUGUGCUCAUCUUUGGUGAUAGUGGCUUAUUGACUCUUGGUGAUAUGGCAAGUCAAAUUUGUGCUGCUGGCGCCGUUUUCCUCGAAGGGUGUCGCUAUCUCCUAUUACCAUGUCGAACCUCUCGAUCCAAGGAGCUCCAGAAGUAGCAGGAAGAAAGUCAAAAGG